UAAAAGGUUUUAUUUUAGUCAGUGAUUAAGUGAUGAUUUUUUGAUCGGUCAAACGUGUCACAACUCCGAUAGAUUUUAACUAACACUGGUUAAUAUUGAUGAAUUAAAAAAGUUUCGUAUUUUCACGUUCUUACUAUUUGUACUAUUUGUCAAGAGUAAACAGUUUUUAACAAAUUGUAAUGUCUUCUUCACAAAACAAAACCCGGAAGCGCAAGUGGGAUCUUGAUGAUCAAGGAAAGAAAGCACCCCCUUCUUCAACUACUGCGCCUACAUCAAAAUCGAUAAAAGUAGAAGCUAUUAGUGAUCCAGAUGUGUCUGAAUCUAAAGUUUCCUCAAAUACACCAAAUUCCGAAACAAACGAUCCUAAUCGUGCUGCAGCCGCUGCUGCAGCAAAAAUAAAUGCAAUGCUCGCUGCUAAAGGCAUUCAGGUUCCAAUGAAAUCAGUGGUAGUACCUAAAGCUGAAGCCGCUGAUAGUGGUAGUGGUGAGGAUUCUAAACACAUCAAGCAGGUUACCAAGGAGACUGAUAUGGAAUUUACUACGGAUAUUACAAUCAAUGAUUGUAAAAAUAGAUAUCUUUUGACUAAAGGUUCGACUCAACAAACGAUCCAAAAAGAAACUGGUGCAGAUGUGACAACUCGUGGAAAAUAUUACCCUGAUAAACAACUUGCUACCGAAAAGGAUCCUCCUCUUUUUUUGCACGUGACAGCAUCAACUCGUGAGGCCUUAAACGCAGCAGUUAAGAAAAUAAAUGAGUUAAUGGAACAAUCUUUUACUCCUGCUCCGCCUUCAACAACGCCUCGUCCACCCGGUUCUCAUCCAGGAGGAAGACAAUUUGUUCAAGAUAAAGUGUUUAUUGGCAUCGAACCUGAUCGUACUUUUAAUGCGCGAGCAAAAAUUGUAGGACCACAAGGUGCUUACGUUAAGCAUAUUCAGCAAGAGACUGGAGCAAAAGUACAGCUUAAAGGUCGUGGAUCUGGCUACGUUGAACCCACAUCGGGAACUGAAGCUUUCGAGCCAUUGCAUAUUCAUAUCACAUGUUGGAGUCAAGAAGGACUUGAUAAAGCUAAGAAAUUAUGUGAAGAUCUUAUAAAUACAGUGAAGGCGGAAUGGGAUAGACAUAAAGCACAACAAGCUGCAUAUCCUUCCUACGGAAGAUCACCAUAUCCUCGUCCGCCUGCUUAUGGGCCUCCACCUCCAAUCGCAGGGUCUUACCCUCCACCACCUGCUAAUCCUCCUUUGCCCAGUGGGCCACCACCGCCAAUUAGCGGUAAUCCACCACCCCUGCCACAACCUCCGCCACCACCUCUUAUAUCUACGUCGGCCCAAAACACUUCUUCGCAGCCUCCUUUACCCUCUUAUCCACCACCACCACCACCUUCACAGCCUUCUUCAACCUCUGCAUCAACCCCUGCAUCAACCUCUGCAUCAACCUCUGCAUCAACGUCCGUAACAACAAGUUCUUCACCUACCAUAGCUUCAAAUCCAUAUAAUAAUAGUAAUACAAGUUCUUAUGGAACAAACACAAAUAAUGCGUACUCAACUAGUAGCGCUAGCUAUAAUCCAUACAAUCCAUAUAAUCAAUCUCGGUACUACCAAUAUUCUCAGUAUAAUUAUUAUUCACAGGUUACUCAACCUGCCACACAGACCGAUGCAAGUAAUUAUUACGGUUAUACGGGUUAUCCUACGGGUUAUCAGACCUCAACUGGAUAUCAAACCACAUCUACGACAGCCCCACUUCCGCCGGUGACAUCUUCAGCUGUGACAAACACAUCAUCAUCUGCCUACGAGGAUAAAAAGCAAACUGAAUCUUAUCAUGCUGUACCACCACCAGAUUUUUAUGAUAAUGAGGUUGGUAAAUAAUAAUAAUGCAAAGCUUUUAAAUUGUAUUUAUCUGGUUCUUUUAUUAUUUUUCUAUUAUAUUUUAUUUUUUGGUGAGGGUAAUGGCUGUUUGUGUUGGUUUGAUAUUUCUAAAAGACUCGAAAAGGGAGGGUUGGGAUUUCGCGUGAGAAACGGUGCGCAGAUGCGCACGCUACUUACAUUGUAAGUUUUUUUCUUCUUUUAGAGGUGAAAAUUAACCGAAUAAGCAAAGACUUGGUUUUGUUUCUUAUUUUGUACGAAAAAAAGGAAACUAGACAGGUCUCCACUCAAACCUUUGGCUACAGAAAAUCGUAUAAUUUUUUGUUUUGCCGUUUGUUAAAGAAACGAUGCGUUUUUAAACUAAACAAAUCGAUUAAGUUUAUUUUAGAAUCUUGAAAAUAUGGACAAGUCUAAAAACGAUUCGCGUAAUAUUUACUCUUAAUAUUGUCUUAGUUAUAUUUUCCUUUCAAACGUAUAUUCCCAUGAUCCUCAG
This is a messenger RNA of Rhizophagus irregularis DAOM 181602=DAOM 197198, 2352 nucleotides long. RefSeq lists its product as uncharacterized. Gene Ontology annotation, molecular function: RNA binding. The record is from RefSeq and is a predicted model, not a curated record. Gene Ontology annotation, cellular component: nucleus. NCBI's taxonomy places the organism in Eukaryota, Fungi, Glomeromycota, Glomeromycetes, Glomerales, Glomeraceae.